AUGAGUAACUCUGAAGAAACUCAAGCUGGUCAUUUUGGUUCCGGUAAUGACCAACAUAACCAUCAAGAAGAGGCUUCUGAUUCCGCUGAAAGAUCCACACAUGCCUCUUCUCCACUCGAUUUAUAUACUGGUGCCACCGGUGCCACCGGUGCCACCGGUGCAGCUUCUGCCGCCGAAACCUUAAUUGAUCUUCUUGAAGGCAAACUACCAGAAGACGACGAUGAAGACAAACUGCAACAGUCCACUUCUUCAUUCAAUUUCCCUAUAUUUCCAACAGACGACCCUUCUACUUCUAUUCCUAUCACUAGCCCACCAUUACCUCGUGCUGCCCCAUCGCCAGAGGCUGUAUAUUUGCACCCACAAAUUUCUCCUCUGCCAUCACCAACAAGAGCAAUCAGUUCCCCCAUCUCCAACAACAGCAACAACAACUACAAUAGUAUACCCCAAGAAACACCUGCAUUGAACACUCUGGAGGAUAUUAAUACUGCAACACAACCUGAUGAGGUGGAAGAAACAAUUGAUGCUCUCGUGGCCGCAGUACAUAAUUCACCUGCGACACCUGCAUUAACUACUGCUACAAUUACAACAGAAACAAUCUUAACUGUAAAAGAUAAUGCCCCCAUUAUUCUAACAGAUGAUACCAAACAUGCUCAGGAAGAACAUGCGAAGGAAAAUGAAGAGAACGAAGAAGAAAAAGUUUCAAAAAGAGCUUCUUUAGAUGCUCCAAUUUUUCAACAGUAUUUUGACGAAGCAGAAGUUGCAGAUGACCCUUGGGAUCUACCUAUUUCUGAUGAAGAAAUCGACCCAUCUACUUCUAAGCCAUCUGAAGAAAACCCCAAAGAAGAUUCAAUUCUUGAAGACCUUAAUGUUUCCUCACAACCUUUAAAUGAACCCCCACAAAUGUCACAUAAGGCCGAUUCUACUAAGCCUCUUAGUCAGGAAGUCAAGAUUUCGGAAACAAAGGUUUCUGAAAUUCCCGAAACUACCAACGAUCCUUGGGAUGAACCCAUACUUGACGAAGCCGUCGAACCUUUACCCACAGAUCAAAUCCCCAAGCAAUCAACACAUAAAGAAACUCCUCUCAAACCUGAAAUUGAGGAACCUACUCCACUCGCUGAAUCCACUGAUCCUUGGGAUGAGCCUAUCAUUGAGGAUCUGGACGAACCCGCAUCUACAAGCGAGCAGCUCACACCAUCAACAGAAAUUACACUGCCAAUACAACCUGCCAGCGAAGAGCUGACUGUUGCGGCCCCUGAAUUACAAACUGAAGAUUCUACCGAUUUUUGGGAUGAGCCGACUUUUGAAAAGACACCAGAGCCUGUUUCCACAAAAGAAGCUUCUUCUGUGUCGUCAUUACCGUCGUCUUUGCCGCUACAUGAAAAGGUUGCUCAGCUAGAAGAGUCUUUUACAGCAGAUGCUGAUGUCGCCACAGAAACUGUUUUAAAGGAGCCUGUUUUUGAAGAGAAUCCAGAACCUAUUACCACAAAAGAAGAUCUACCAUCGCUGUCGGAGAAUCCAAUUCCCAAAGAGACUGUCGAAGUUACUCAGACUAAAACAGAAGAAUCUACAGAUUUCUGGGAUGAGCCCACUUUUGAAAAGACCCCUGAUUCUGUUGCAACGAAACAGGCGCUGCAACUUUCUUCCCAAGAAGUGCUAUCUACCAAAGAAGCUUCUUCAGCCCCCGAGGUUGAAACUUCUACUGAUUUUUGGGAUGGGCCCACUUUUGAAAAAGCUUUGGAGCCUACAGUUCCAAAAGAAAUUUCUUCGUCAGCCCCACAACAAGAAUUUGUACAGAACUCGGUCAGUAAUAAGACUGCCUCUGAAGCUCAACAGGAGGAACAAGAAGAGCAGAAGAAACAAGAAGAUUUCUGGGAUGAACCUACUUUUGAGAAGGUCCCAGAACCUGUGCCCGAACCUGCUUCCGAAACUAUUUCUGAGCCUAUUCCAAAACCAUCUUCUGAAAUGAUCUUUGAGCCAGUUAUAGAAUCUGCCCUGGAGCCUACUUCUGAGUUUAUCCCGGAGCUAGUUCCUGAGAUUAAUCCUGAGCCAGUUUUAGAAUCAGUACUGGAGCCUACUACUGAGCCAGCUCUAGAACCAGCCCCUGAGGUCACACCCGAGCCAGUUUUAGAAUCGGUUCUGGAGUCUACUUCUGAGCCAGUUCCUGAGCCAGCUUCUGAGGUAAAUCCUGAUCCAGUCUCUGAGCCAGUCCCCGAGUCAACUUCCGAGGUCGCUCCUGAGCCAGUCUCUGAACCAGAUUCUGAGGUCACUCCCGAGCCAGUCCCUGAGCCAGAUUCUGAAGCCACUGCUGAGCCAGUCCUUGAGCCAAUCCCUGAGCCAGCUUCUGAAGUCACUCCUGAGCCUAUUCUUAAGAACGAUGCUGACCUGCCAGCGCAAUCUCCAGAACUGGAAGAGACUCAUAAAGUGACAAGCAAAGAAGUUGAAAUUCCUAAAACUACACCUUUGGAACCCCCCCAGACUGAUUUAAAAGAAUCAAGUCAGUCUGACGAAUUGACAAAAGCCCCUGAACAACUUCAGGAAAAUGUGGCCGACACCGAGCAUGCAGGAUCUGAGCCUGUCACUGAAUCUUUUAUUCAUGAAGAUAUUCCAGAAACCUCCACAAAGGAGGAGUCUGCACCAGUGUUUAAGACCAAUGAAGCUUUUGGAAUUGCCAAAGAUACUUCUCCCUCUACUACAAUCUCUUCUGAAGCGAAUGGUAAAGAUAACAAACAGCAAGUCGAGGUUUUUGGUUUAAACGAGGACAAGCCCAACACUGAUGGCCUUUCUCAUAUUUUUGAUUCGGUCCGCACUACUGCUGAAAAUUCGGAAUCUUUUCCAGCCACUGAGGGCGUUUCUCAACUUAAGCCUGGAUUUCCUGACCCGGCUGGUGACGACAGCUUUUUCCAGACCUCUACCCAAACUACAGCUCCAACAGUUAAUGCCACCACCACUGAAAAAUCUAUUAACACUCCAUCAAUCGAAGAAAAACAUGAUUCUCAGCUAUCUCCUCAGAAGACUGAGGAACAUAAUCCGUUUGGCGCUCUUUCGGCUGAUGAUUCAUUUUCUGCUUCAAUUUUCUCUUCUGCACCUAAUGACACUCAAAACUUACCCUUCCAAUCCUCAGAGAAUGAUACUUUUUAUAAGUCUCUUGCUCCUGCAGUUCCUCUUCAACCAUCCACAAAAAAGUCUCAGGAUGCCUUUUCUCCUUUUGGAGAUCUUGCUGACAAUGACGAUACCUUUUUCAAGUCCCUUGGUGCUGGCCCAUCAAAACCUGUUUCACAAAACCCUCAAGCCCAGUCUCCAUUUGGUGAUGCUGGUGACAAUGACGACACUUUCUUUUCUAAAAUUUCUACAAAGGCGGAGGAAAAGCCACUGGAACCACCAGCCAGAAAAGCCAGAGGUUCCAUUAGCAAGAUUGAGCCUGCCAAACCCACUUUGGCUACUAUUUUUGGUGAGGACGAAGAGGACGAAGAUGAUUUUGCCAAACUUUUGGCAAAAGAUUUAUCGGAAAAGAAAUCAACAACACAGAAACCAACCGUCGAUCUUUCUCAGUCUUUUGCACUUCUUGACGAUGACGAUUUACUUCCUGAUGAUUAUGUUGAACCUGUUCCCAGUCACUCCAAUCCCCAACAUGCCCAGCAAAAAAAUCUGCAACCUGCAUACACUCAGCACCCUCAGCAACCAAAGAUUAAAGAGUUCAACACUGCCCAAAACUCUUUUGAUUUGCCUUCAGGGUUUGUUCCCCAGCCUCGUCGCAUGAAUUCUUACCAAACAUUGCCUGGAUCUCCUCAAACGUAUACCUCAUCAUCGCCUCUCCAGCAACCCCCACAUCAGCAACAGAAAAAGCUUUCUAAAAAGUCUUCCUUUUUUGAAGAGCUCCCCAUUAUUCCCCCUAAGCAAAUUCAUCGUAAAAGUAAUGCUACCCCUGUUCAGAAUGUUCAAUAUCAGGCAUCAUUUUCUCCCCAGCUUUCUCCAGCUCAACCCCCGCCUAUCCCAGCUCAAGGAAACUUGCGCUCAAUGACCAACUCUCCAGUUAAUCCAUAUGCUCCACCAGCUAAUCCUCUUCAAAGACCCAGCUCGGCAUCUGUUUCUUACGCACCCACUGCAUCAUCCAUUGCCCAACCACAACAUAAUCCAUAUUCUCCAUCUCUUCCUCCGGUUCCUUCUAAUCCUUAUGGCCCACAAACAGCCACACCCAGAAACCAACCUUCUCAGCAAGGCCCUGGAUACUAUAACCAUGCUCUUCCUCAAGGGUUUUCUGGGUCGAUUUAUUCACCUUCUCAGCAAAGCCAGCAGUUUAAUCCAAUGUCGCCACCUCAAUCUACUUUUGCUAAACCAUUAGGACCUAACGACAUUUAUCGACGCUCGUCUGUUACAUCUCCUUCGCAGUUCCCCAUGAGUCCCACCCAAGGAGUUACCCCGUUGAAUCUUUCUCAAAACAAUGUGUAUGCUCCUACAUACACUGAGCCCAAACUUAGUCCGAUCCAUGGUCCUCCUUCCCAUCCUCCUUCCCAUCCUCAUCCACAUCCACAUCCACAAAAGUCUUUGGCUUCUGCUUAUGGUGAUAUGCCAGCUGAUAUUGGAAUGCGGGCUGCUGAGUCCAAUCGCUCGCCUGAGGUUCAACAGGCCAUUUUACACGCAAAGAUGAUGAGAUCUCCUCCACGGCCAGAUUUUGGCUAUUCUGCUCAGACAAUGAACCCAUUGAUGUCACCGCCUCUUAACUCUGCCAACCUUACUGGAUCUCCUCCUGCAUACCGUCAGCCUUUGAGUAGUAAUAGCUACUCUCCCAAUCACUCAGUUGAUUACAGUCAUCAGGUUUCUCCUCAACAGACUUUUUCGUCUGCACCCAUGACCAACCCUGAGUCUCUGUUGACUCGUCAGUUCCCUCUUUUCUGCUGGGGUCAUGGAACUAAAGCUGCAGUUUCUAUUCCUCCUCGCAUUGCUUUUGGUGGCACUACUAUUGCAUCUGAAAUCAAGCUUAUUGAUAUUUCGGAAAUGCUUUAUCCUGAUUCUGCUACCAAGUUCCCUACAUCAAUUUUGACAGCCAAGGGUCCUGUCAAGAGCAAGAAGAAGGAGCUUGAAAAAUGGAUCCAAGAGCACAUCUCAUGGGUGGAGCAUAAACAAAACACUGCUUCUCGUGAAGAUUCAAUUCGUUAUGUUGAUCGUGCUUUACUUUGGAAGGUUCUUUUGGAGCUUUUGCGCAGUGACACAUCCGCUUCUUCUACUAGUGUCCCUGUGGUUAACACCAUUUGCAAGCUUUUAGAUCCUACUAUUGAUUUCACCAAGGAGCGUAUUGAUCCCAAGACGCAGUUUGCACCUGCUCUUGAUAUUUACAGACAAAACCAAAAUCGCCAAGUUAAUCCGGCUGACCAUCAUGAUCGCUCUUUGACUCAGAAUGACAUUAAAGAGAUUAUGGAAUCACUUAAGGCUGGUGACAGAGAAGGUGCUCUCAAGUACGCUUUGGAUCAGCAACUCUGGGCACACGCUUUGAUUCUUGCUAGUUCAAUUGGAUCUACUCAAUGGACUGAGACUGUUGCAGAGUUUGUCCGUGAAAAUGUGCGCAACUUCCCUGCUCUUUCUGCUCGUAACAUGGCUUUCAUGUACCGCAUCUUUUCUGGUGCUAAGGAGGAAUCCGUGUCUGAGAUUUUGCCUCAUCACGCAUCUGUUGCUUCUAAAUUGCCCGAGCCGUCACCUGAACUUAAUGCUUCUUUAAGAGAAUGGAGAAAUGUCACUGCAUUGGCAUAUUCUAACCGCUCGCCAAUGUGUGUUGAUGCAGUUAAAACUAUUUCUGCUCUUUUAGCUAAAUCUGGGUACACUGAAGCUUCGCAUAUCUGCAAAAUUCUUUUCAACUUUGCCAACUUUGGUAAUGAUAGUGGCAAUGACCAAUUUUUGCUUCUUGGUACUGAUAAAGGUCAGGAUAUUGAUUCCAUUCUUUUGACUAUGGUUUACGAGUACUAUAGAUGCUCUACUGAUUCUGGAAAUCAAAACUUUUAUCCUCACCUCUUACCAUACAAGCUUUUCUUAGCCUCUUACCUUGCCGACUAUGGUAAGAUUUCUGAGGCCCGUUCUCUCUAUGAAAACAUUUCAGGUAUAUUGAAGGCUGCUCCAAAGAGUCGAUACACCACCCCAGUCUUUUUGAGUCAGACCGAGGCUCUUGGUCACAGAUUGAACAUUAUGCCGGAAGAAACUACUGGUAGUGGCUGGUUUGGUGGUAAGCUUGCUCGUCCCAAGCUUGACCAAGUUCUUGGUCAGCUUGACAAGAGUCUUAGCAAGUUUAUUGCUGGUGAAGAAAUUGAAACUCAGACCAAACAAGAACAGGAUAAUGGCAUUUUCAAAAAGCUCGCUGAGACACCCAAUGCGUCUUCUGUAGAUGUUCGUUCUCGUUAUCAGAGUGCUGUGGAUGUGGAUAUGCCAGGCAUUCCAUCUCGCUCUCAGUCAACUAUUGGUUUCCAGUUUGGAUCUUCUACAAACAUUUCCGAUCUCAAUCGAGUAAUGUCUCCGGGUCACCAGCUUGGCCUCAUUCAAGAUGAUCCUUAUCGUCCUCGUUCAGCUGGACCAGCAAGAGUAAGCUUUGAUAGCAGACGUCCCUCUGCUGUUACGCCUGAACGAGUAUCGUCUCCAUUGGCUUAUAAUACUGUAACUGAUUCUCGCAAUUCUAUUUACGGUAUCUCUGAAAAUAGGGCCAUUCAGUCUGGUCCCAAUAGUCCAAACAGAGCCAAACAGUCUUAUUCAGCUGUUCCACCCCCACCGGCAAAGCCGACACCGGUUGCUAAUCCUUAUGCUCCUGUAAAUAGCACCAAUGCAACACCCUCUCGCAAAACCCCAUAUAAUCCUUAUGCGCCUAAGGAGCCUGAACCCACUUCUAGAAAGCAAUCCUUUUCGUUUCAACAAAGUCCUGCCGAAGAACUUAGAAAGAAGUCUUAUGCAGAAUCUCCCAAAAAUAUUUCUGGAAUUUCUUCCCCUCCUCCUCCUCCUUCCACACAUAUGACUAUGCCCCCUCCACCCCCAUCAUUGCCUUCUUCGGCAAAUCUAUAUGGUGAUUACCCGCCACGUUCUUCUGCUGCUACUCCCGAAUCUGGUUUAGUUUCUAACCACCCAUCACGCAUGAGUUCUCCAGUAAACCGAAUUCACAGUCCUUAUGAAUUGGUUGCCCCAUCGCAUCCAGCUUCUAAGGUCAGCAAUCCAUAUGAGAUUUCACAUGUUUCAUCCAACUCUUCCAGGUCUUCAUUUAGCAGUGAGCAGCGCCCAGGUUUUGAUUUGCAGAAUAGUCAACCUGAGCCUACUAACAUUGAGUCACCUGUACCUCCUCAUCAGCAGACUGAUGAUAAUUUUUAUCCUCCAGUAUCAUCAACAACUGAGAUUAAAAGCCAUACUCCUACUCCUAGCUCUUCUGGAAAGUCAUCGGCAGCAUUAGAAAAGAACAUUUCUAACCCAUAUUCAACUUUAGCUGAGCCGGCCAAUUCUAAUGAAACAAAGAACAAAUAUGGACCAGCUUUGGAGAAGCCCUCUAGUGCUUCUUCUUAUAAUCCUUAUGCUCCUGUUGAACAACAAUCAACUUCGCCAUCCAAGUCUCAUUACGAUCCUUAUGCGCCUACAUCUAGUGAUGGGUCUAAAAAGACAAACUCUUAUGCUCCUGUUUCUGUUACUGAGGAAAAUAACGAGUCUGAUUAUUCGUCUUUUGCCGGAUAUAACCCAUACGGCUAUAAUCCUUAUGAAGACACUCCACAGACUUCCCAGAAGGAUGGAGAAGGAGAGAAAAAAGAAGGUGAGAACUCCAAUGAGGGUGUGGAAAAGAAAGAAGAAAAUGAAGAAAAGAAAGAUGAGGAGAAUCAGGAACUACCGGAUGAAGGUGAUUUUUAUGCACCUUAUGAACAGCCUGACUAUGGCUAUCAAAAUGAAGCUGAGCCUAUGGACAUCCCUGAAGAUGACCCAGAGGCUGGUUCUGGCGACUUUUUCGUUCCUCUUGGAGUGCCAUCAUUUAAACCUUCUGCCACCGUUUCUGAAGCAGUUCCUCUUGCUCACACCGAAGAGGCUUCCAGCAAUAAAAAGGAAGAAGAAAUCGAAGAUUUUGGGUUUGCCAAUAAGCCUAAAGAAACUAAAGCUGAAGAGCCUAAAAAUGAAGAACCAAAAAGGGAAGAAGCUAAGGGAAAGGCAGAAGAAAAGAAGGGUUGGUUUGGCUUUUUCUCUCGAAAGCAUGAUGACCACCCCAAGCCUAUCAAAGCUAAACUUGGUGAGGAGAACUCUUUCUACUAUGAUAAGGAACUCAAGAGAUGGAUUAACAAAAAAGCACCAAUUGAGGAUCAAAUUAAGGCGACAUUGCCUCCUCCACCACCUCCUGGAGGAUCUUCAUCUUCAUCGACUACUUCGGCUCCUUCUGUUCCUUCUAUUCCUUCUGCUCCGUCACCCAACUUGCCUUCAGAACCAUCUAGCACACCAGGUUCAUCAGCGACAGCUACACCUCCCCCGUCAUUACCGCCUAGCGCUUCUUUCAACGCCCCAUUAAGUGGAGGCCUUGAUGAUCUACUUGCUGCAGCUGCACCAAGCGCACCAGGAACUAGAAAGGCCAAGAGAAGUGCACGCAACAGAUAUGUUGAUGUUAUGAACCAACCAAAAUAA
Magnusiomyces paraingens is the source of this 8613-nucleotide messenger RNA. RefSeq lists its product as uncharacterized. Gene Ontology annotation, cellular component: endoplasmic reticulum exit site; ER to Golgi transport vesicle membrane. The coding region runs from base 1 to 8613 and encodes 2870 amino acids. Gene Ontology annotation, biological process: COPII vesicle coat assembly; Golgi organization; autophagy. The record is from RefSeq and is a predicted model, not a curated record. The transcript is spliced from 2 exons. Lineage: Eukaryota; Fungi; Ascomycota; Dipodascomycetes; Dipodascales; Dipodascaceae.